This is a messenger RNA of Rhinichthys klamathensis goyatoka, 1367 nucleotides long. RefSeq names its product protein kinase, AMP-activated, gamma 3a non-catalytic subunit (gene prkag3a). The record is from RefSeq and is a predicted model, not a curated record. Lineage: Eukaryota; Metazoa; Chordata; Actinopteri; Cypriniformes; Leuciscidae. The transcript is spliced from 12 exons. Bases 31 to 1107 code for a protein of 358 amino acids.
UAUAGCUCUGGUGAAGCGGGAUCAGUGGGCAUGCGCACUGCGCAGGACGUGGAGAUGUGCACGCUGGAGCUCGACUGUAGUGCACACGCACAAAUGGACACUGACACGCAGGACGUUUGCCAUGAGGACUAUAUAAUGAACAGCACAGACCCCGAUCCGAAUGCAGAAGCUUAUAUGACCUUCAUGAAGAAACACUGUUGUUAUGAUGCGAUUCCCACCAGCUGCAAACUGGUCGUUUUUGACACCACACUGCCGGUGAAGAAGGCCUUCUUUGCUUUGGUUGCGAAUGGCCUGAGAGCGGCCCCUCUCUGGGACAACAAACUGCAGAGAUUUGUGGGUAUGCUGACAAUCACAGAUUUUAUCAAUAUUCUUCAUCGGUAUUACAGGUCACCUAUGGUUCAGAUCUAUGAACUGGAGGAGCACAAGAUUGAGACAUGGAGAGGUGAUUCAUUUCAAAACGUCUAUCUGCAAUAUCACGAUCAAUAUCUCAUCAGUAUCACGCCUGAUGCGAGCCUCUUUGAUGCCGUCUACUCUUUACUGAAACACAAGAUCCACAGGCUGCCGGUCAUCGACCCAGAGUCUGGAAAUGUCCUUCACAUACUGACCCAUAAGAGAAUCCUCAAGUUCCUUCAUUUAUUUGAAGCCGCAGUGCCCAAGCCACGCUUCUUGAACAUGCAAAUUAAAGAUGCAGGAAUAGGAACUUUCACAGAAGUGGCCACGGUCUCACAGACGGCCACUGUGUACGAUGCCCUUUCUGUGUUUGUUGAGCGACGUGUGUCCGCCCUCCCGGUGGUGGAUGACAACGGGAAAGUGGUUGCCCUGUAUUCCAGAUUUGAUGUGAUUAAUCUUGCAGCGCAGAAAACCUACAAUAACCUGAGCAUGAGCAUGCAGGAGGCAGUGCGGAGGAGGCGCUGUUAUGUGGAAGGAGUCAUUAAAUGUUACCCUGACGAGACUUUGGAGACUGUUAUUGACAGAAUAGUCAAGGCAGAGGUCCAUAGGCUGGUGCUUGUGGACAGAGAUGACGUGGUUCGGGGAAUAAUCUCUCUCUCAGACCUGCUGCAGGCUAUAGUCUUAUCUCCAGCAGGUAUUGAUGCUCUGUUUUCCUAACCUGAGAGGAUAUGUUUUCUUCUGUUCCCUCAUCUAACCAGCACUAGUAUCCAGGUAGGCUUUACUCUGCCUUCCUAGCCUAGCUUUGCCAACACAUGCAUUGCUACUGCAUACAGUACUAGUCAAAGGUUUGCACACACCUACUCAUUCUUUAUUAGGACUAAAGUAAAGUCAUCAAAACUAUAAAAUAACAUACAUCGAAUUAUGUAUUGAUCAAAAAAUGUUAAAUGAAUUACAAUUUUUUUUUAUCUGAGGUGCAU